AUGUAUCUCCCAGAUCCGACAGAAAACCUGUUGAAGGAAACCAAAGGAACAUCAUGGGCUCCUAUCAACACAGGCGUACAGAAAGGCAGCGGUCAGAUCCAGCUGUGGCAGUUCCUCCUGGAGCUCCUCUCAGACAGCUCCAACAUGUCCUGCAUUGCGUGGGAAGGAACCAACGGGGAGUUCAAGCUCAUAGACCCGGACGAGGUGGCCCGGCGGUGGGGGGAGCGCAAGAGCAAACCCAACAUGAACUAUGACAAGCUGAGCCGCGCAUUACGCUACUACUACGACAAAAACAUCAUGACCAAAGUGCACGGCAAACGCUACGCCUAUAAAUUUGACUUCCACGGCCUGGCGCAGGUCUGCCAGCCGUCCAGCACCGAGCAGGCACUGUAUAAGUUCCAAGGUAAUUUCUCUCCAUUGCCGUUCUCUGGGAUCUCCAAGCUGAACCUUGUGGGACCCGUGGGGAGCAUGGGGCCGUCUGGGUUCUCGUACUGGACCGGGUCGCCCUCCUUGUACCACAGCCACAACCUGCAGCCUCCCUUCGGCACCGUGUCGCCCUCUCAUAUCGGCUGCGUGAACAACCUGAGCGGCUUGGGCAACAUCAACACGCACUACAACUGA
Knipowitschia caucasica is the source of this 621-nucleotide messenger RNA. The record is from the annotation of a GenBank genome assembly. Lineage: Eukaryota; Metazoa; Chordata; Actinopteri; Gobiiformes; Gobiidae.